Messenger RNA from Leptidea sinapis, 2033 nucleotides. RefSeq names its product fringe glycosyltransferase (gene Fng). Gene Ontology annotation, molecular function: O-fucosylpeptide 3-beta-N-acetylglucosaminyltransferase activity. The coding region runs from base 157 to 1137 and encodes 326 amino acids. The record is from RefSeq and is a predicted model, not a curated record. Gene Ontology annotation, biological process: regulation of Notch signaling pathway. Gene Ontology annotation, cellular component: membrane. NCBI's taxonomy places the organism in Eukaryota, Metazoa, Arthropoda, Insecta, Lepidoptera, Pieridae. The transcript is spliced from 8 exons.
UUUAUUUAGUUUGUAACCGUUCUUUGAUAAGUGUGCAUUGUGUUCCCCACCGGACUGGUAUAAACAGUGUUUCGAUCGCGAAAGUUCAACAGAUGAGUUAUAAAGUGUUAAGACUUUCUCGAAGAUAUCGGCUUGAUUGCCACAGCCGGCUUUGUAAUGGGAGGGCGUAGGCUUAUUAAGACCGCAGCAUUUUUGAUUGCAGUUGGUUACAGCAGUUUACUUGUUUAUCAAGGCAGUGUUAACUUUAACAUACAAGACAAUAGGGCGACUGUGCAAGUGGCCGACCUAUCUAUUGAACCUAUUACAAAGGCGAGUGUAUAUGAAAGUGGACAGAACAGAAAUAUAUCUCUAGAUGAUGUUUUCAUAAGUGUUAAAACUACAAAACAUUAUCAGUACACCCGACUGCCAAUUAUUUUGAAAACAUGGUUCCAGUUGGCAAAAGAACAGAUAUGGUUCUUCACAGAUAUAGAAAAUCGACAACAUCAGAAUCAAACCAACGGUCACAUGGUAAACACCAAUUGCUCGGCGUCACAUCAGCGAAAACACCUUUGUUGCAAAAUGUCUGUGGAAUAUGACCGCUUCUUGGAGAGCGGUAAAAAAUGGUUCUGUCAUUUCGAUGAUGACAAUUACGUGAAUGUGCCCCGAUUAGUCGCCGUGCUACAGUCGUACAACCACCAAGAGGACUGGUAUCUUGGAAGGACCUCGAUCUACGAACCUGUCAAGAUUUAUAAGAAACCAACUAGCUCGUUACUCUUUUCAUUCUGGUUUGCUACGGGAGGUGCAGGAUUUUGUAUAAGUCGAAGUUUGGCUUUGAAAAUGUUACCUGUUGCUAGUGGUGGAAGAUUUAUCAGUAUUUGUGAGGGAAUUCGUCUUCCAGACGACGUUUCCAUGGGGUUCAUUAUUGAGCAUUUAAUGAAGAAGAAUCUGACACUCGUGCCGGAGUUUCACUCACACUUGGAACAAAUGAAGCUACUGCCCCCGGAGACAUUCCGCGAUCAAAUCUCAUUCAGUUAUUCCAAGAUGAAGGACGAAUGGAAUGUUGUUAAUGUUCCUGGAUUUGAUACUCGAUAUGAUCCCACUAGGUUCCUCUCUCUACACUGUUUUCUAUUUCCACAUUUUAAGUUUUGCCCGAGGUAGUGGCUACAGCUAAAUGGCAAUUUAAAUGUUUUCAGAUACUAUAAAACUGUGCUGAAAUCAAUGAUUGUGAAGUAAAAUACAAUCAAGGUAACGUCAUUUCAUGUAUUAUUGUUGCAUUUAAUACAAAUCUGUCGCAUUAAAUUACAACUCAAAAAAACAAAUUUUAAUGAAAUAGUGGCUCUUUCAUAAUUGUUGUUAAAUGAAAGAAAUAGGGAUCAUAUGUAUGUAUUUUAAUUCGCUUAGACAAAGAUUCACAGAGUGCGAGAGACAAGGGUAGAUCGCAACGAUGUACAGUCACCGUUCUUCGCGCUUCUGUGCAGUAAAGCGAUAUAAAAGUUUUAUACAAUACUUGCAAAUUAUUUUCGCUAACCGCUCAAACUCUGUGACUGUAGGUACUAUAUACCGUAGAAAUUAAUGUUAACGUCAAUAACUUUAUCUAUUUUUCACUGUAAUUUUCAUUUCACUUGUGCUUCCCAUUAUAUUUUGUAUUGUCUUUGUUACUAUCUAAUAUUUCUCAAAUCAAUGAAGAACUUCUUCGAAAAAACCUAAAUUACAAAUUAUAUUAUUAUUUUUUAUUUCAUAUUAUCUUUUUUACGUAAUUUCAACUUGAUUGUUUCAUUGUAAAUUCGCAAAGGAAAAUGGAUAAAAGGAAAUUAAAUAGAAUUCACGUAAUUUAAAUAUUAAUUUUUGGUUGGUUGUGAUAGUAAGAGGCGUGUGUUAUUGUUGUAUGUUCUUGUAUAUUUUAUUAUUCUCAAUUGUUUAAGAACUGUGAUAUUAGGUGUAUUUGUAUAAAAAAUUGUGAAGAUGUGCUUAUUUUUAGACAUAUUUAUAGUCGUUUAUGAAUUAUAACAUUGUUUUUAUUGUUUAUUUAAUAAACAAUCUACCGUAAAUUAAAA